UCUAAUUAAGCUGUUAGAACUCCAGUUUUAUUGACCACAUGUUUUUGUUAUCCUGAUGAUCCCUUUCAUACCAAAGGAAAAUGGAUUACAUUAUCUUUGGCUAAUGCAACCACUGGUUAGCUUAAUUGAUGCAUCAUUAGAACACAACACAGGAUGAGUUUGCUCAGCUAAUAGUAUCUUCACCUGAUAUUUCUUUUCACUGACUAGUAAAUAACAAGGCAAAUCCCACUUGCCACUGACCUAAUCAAGGAAUGCGGUUUGGUUUAAAAAAAAGUGGGACUGCCCUUUGAUACUGCUUCUUCUCUUUUACUUCUUGUUCCUCAUGCUGCUCCAUCUUGUGGUUCCUAAGGAACGGGUCAUAUUGUUCUCAGCCCUUUUGGAGGAUAUAUUCUCCAAACUGGCUCAACCCCACCACACUUUUUUCCUCCUGCUUAUAAGGUUCACCUUUCAUGAUAUCUCUCACAUACCAACCCUUGACUUCAAGUAAUCUUCUUUGAGAGAAACAACCCAUCUUUUACCUUCCAUCCUUUUUGCAAGUUUCAAUUUAUUCACACUUUCGUUCAAAAUCAGGCCUAGUUCUUUAAUUUUCAGCCUGUCAUUCCCCAGAGACUGUCAGUAAAUCCUCUGUUUUCAGUUGUUCUACUUAGAUUUUCAAUAAUGGCAUCCAAUUCUCCAACUUCUUCACAUAGUUCUAGCUCCUCCUGGACAGCUAAGCAAAACAAAAUGUUCGAGAAGGCUCUGGCUAAAUAUGACCAGGACACUCCUGACCGCUGGCAUAAUAUAGCAAAGGCAGUGGGUGGAAAGUCAGCUGAGGAAGUCAAGCUGCACUAUGAGAUCCUAGUCAGAGAUCUCAAAGACAUUGAGUCUGACCGGUACCCCUAUCCAUCAUAUCCAAGUGGAAGCAGCGACUAA
Molecule: messenger RNA, 912 nt
Organism: Durio zibethinus
Lineage: Eukaryota; Viridiplantae; Streptophyta; Magnoliopsida; Malvales; Malvaceae
Source: RefSeq, a predicted model, not a curated record